This is a messenger RNA of Pseudophryne corroboree (corroboree frog), 2035 nucleotides long. RefSeq names its product perilipin-2-like. Gene Ontology annotation, cellular component: lipid droplet; cytosol. The transcript is spliced from 9 exons. Gene Ontology annotation, biological process: positive regulation of triglyceride storage; lipid storage. Bases 116 to 1417 code for a protein of 433 amino acids. The record is from RefSeq and is a predicted model, not a curated record. Lineage: Eukaryota; Metazoa; Chordata; Amphibia; Anura; Myobatrachidae.
UCAGCAGUCACGCUGGGUAUAUGAAGCCUACAGGAAGGGCGAGAAUCAGCUGCUGCGACUGCGAGGCAAUCCGAAGCACACACCGGGAGUGACGCUGAGAUUGUGAACUGUCAGCAUGGCUGAGACCGUAGAGCAGCAGCAGCAGAAUGUGGUGGAAAGGUUGAUCAACCUCCCCUUGGUCAGCUCCACAUAUGACAUGGUGUCCUCUGCCUAUAUCAACACCAAAGACAACCACCCGUACCUGAAGUCUGUGUGUGAUGUUGCUGAGAAGAGUGUGAAGACCAUCACGUCGGUGGCUGUCACCAGCGCCGCGCCAAUCCUGCAGAGAUUGGAGCCGCAGAUUGCCCUGGCUAACAACAUUGCAUGUAUAGGACUGGAUAAGAUCGAGGUGAAGCUGCCCAUUCUUUAUCAGCCAACCGACAAGGUGGUCUCUAAUGCCUCCGAGGCAGUUUUUGGUGCAAAGGAUGCUGUGCUGCAGAGCAUCUCAGGAGUGGUUGGUAAAACGAGGGGCGCUGUGCAGGACAGUGUGGAGAUGACCAAGGCCGCGGUCAAUGGCAGCAUCAACACCGUUCUGGGGAGCGGUGUACUACAGAUGGUGAGCGGCCACGUCGACACUGCACUGACAAAGUCUGAAACUCUGCUAGAACAAUACCUGCCACCGACGGAGGAAGAGCUGGCCAAGGAAGCGACAAAGACCGAGGGUUUUGAAUUGGCAACCGGAAAGCCCAGUUAUUAUGUCCGCUUGGGAUCGCUCUCUACCAAGGCCCGUCAGCGCACUUAUCAGCAAGCUCUGACACGAGUGAAGGAUGCCAAGUGCAGAAGCCAGGAAGCCAUCACUCAGCUACAGAGCACCGUUCAUUUGAUUGAGUUUGCAAGAAAGAACAUGGAUGGUGCCAAUCAGAAAAUCCAUGAUGCACAGGAGAAGAUGUACAACGCAUGGGUGGAAUGGACAAAAAGCACAGGCCAGCAAGCUGGUGGGGAGAAUGAAAGCACGGAGCAAAUUGAAUCGCGCACUUUGACGAUUGCCCGGAAUCUGACCCAACAACUACAAACCACAUGUCUUUCCCUGGUGACCAGUGUCCAAGGCCUUCCACAAAACAUCCAGACCAAAGCUCACAGUAUCGGCGCCAUGGCUGCAGAGGUCUAUCAGAACUUCCGCUCUGCCUCCUCCUUCAGAGAGAUGUCUGACGGCCUCUUAACCACCAGCAAGGAGCAAUUCACAAAAAUGAAGAGUUCUAUGGAUGAUGUAAUGGACUACCUGGUUAACAACACACCACUUAAUUGGCUGGUGCCGGACUUCAGCAUCACUGACCUUUCCUCCGAGGUGGACGAUAACCCAGAUGAGGAGUUGGUUAUGGAAGAGGAGAUGCAGGACUUUUCCCGGGCCAAUGGGGGUGUUAUAAACCAUGAUGUGUGAUAGCAUUCCUAUACUCCUAGCACGUGUGCCAUGCAAUAGAUCUAUUCUGCUUUACACGGACAGUGGAACUUUAUUGCCUGUGGUGAUGGAGACCUUUCUAUCUAGCUACAGUCGCUUUCAAUCUACAGCUAAGUUACAACCUGGGAAGAAGAGAGCGAUCACUAACUUCAUUAUAGUGUUAGUCUUUACAAUGCGGCCCUUGGCCCGGGGGUAUGUUCAUGUACUGUACAACAAAUAACUGCAGGAAUAUAUAAGUAGCUUCAUAUCGUGUUUAUUAGGAGUGCAUGGGAAGGUUUAAUAACUAUUGGGUAGAACUUCUUUCUGCUCUAACACUGGUAUCAAGAAUGACCAUGAAGCAACCGCAAAAAUUAAAGUGCCAUGCUCCAAUUAUCCACUGUUUAUACCCCAUUGUCUAUAUACUCCAGUGUCCCCUUGUGGAUGAAGGAGAGACCAUGCAGCUGCGUAUGUUAUGACAUCAUAGCUGCCAAACAGUCGCAGUUUUGUAUUUCUGCCAGUGCCUUUGAUGUCUGCACAGUAUUUGGUGACUUGUUGGUACAUUUCUAGUACUGCUUUGCUGCACUUAUUUCCAUGUUCAAUAAAGAGCGUGUUCACAGCAAA